AUGACACAAGUGCUCGCACUGGCUGCCCGACACAUGGAAGCCAUCGGAGCUCCUGUUCGCCGUCACGUGGACCUGGGGCAGCAGUACAAGCAGCCAGCGGGCAUCGCCGCCGCGGCUGAUGGGGGCCACUCUCCCUCACCUCUCCGGUCCGCGUCAUCAAGAAAGCGGGCUUCCACCAUACACGCCGUGGAUGCCGACCGCGGCAUGCAGGAGUCCCCCAGCGCCAGCAGCGCAGGCACCCAGAGGCAGGAUGGAGCCAGGGAUCUCAUCUGCCUCUGCACGCCAGCCCCCAAGAUUCCAAGGCCACGAAACGCAUUUAUCCUGUACCGCCAGCAUCAUCAGGCGCAGGUAACAGCAGAUAAUCCCAAGCUGUCCAACCCGGACAUUUCCAAGAUCAUCGGAGAGAAGUGGAAGAAUGAAGAUGAAGAUGUGAAGCAGACGUGGAAGAACCUCGCCGAGGAGGAGAAGCAGCGCCACCAGACACAGUACCCAAACUACCGCUACCAGCCGCGCCGCGGCAACAAGCCGCAGGCUGGAUGGGGGACCACGUCGCCGACCGAGGAGCCAGGCCGGUGCCCAAAGUGCCAUGGACGAGCCGCUGCCACGCCACAGACACCAUCGACCCCCUUUGCAACGUCUCCCGCCGCCAAGGUAGGGGCUGGAUCUCAAGGCAGGCCCAGCCUCCAACGGGCAGAUACGGACAGGUCUCGUCGAUCGAGCUUCGAGCAGUCGCCCACAAGCGCACUAGCAUUUCCGACCAAGCUGCCUUCCGUGAGGGAUGUGGAGAGUGGGGAGCCGACCUCGCCAGGCAUGAAGAGACGUCGGGCCAAUGAUGCCGGUGGAUACCAUCCCAUCAACGGAUCUCUCAGCGGCUAUGUGAGCAGGAAGCCAGGAGAACCAGCUGUUGCACGGACGGAUGGGCCGCCACAAACUCCUGCUCAUGCAUUUGUUCGAACGCCCCUACCCGAACUUGGGGGUUUGCCGAGAUCUCAGAGCGGCCCGAUGCCCCCACCGUUUCGACCCUCGCCUUCGACAUCCUGGCUGGAGAAAGACUCGUCGAACCGGAGGCACAGUGGCUUUGACGAGUCUCUUCGAUUGCCGCCCCUGCAGUCGUCGGUACCACCAUCGCCGUCCCGCAUGCCGUCCUUGGACACUCGUCGAGUCAGCUUGCCCAUGGGUGGCCUCAUGGAGUCACCUCCUCGAGAGCCUCGCGGCCUGAGCACCUCAUCCAUGGAAGACAGCAUCAUGGCGAUUCCAUUCAGUCGCAAGCUGUCCGUUCUUGCGAGCAUCUGUCGGACCGCUCCGCCCUUGGCAAGGGAUGCCGACCCGGGGGGUACGAGAGGCGCUUUCAUUGCAGUGGAAGGUUCUGACGCGAGGUUGCUUCGAGAGGUGGGGACCGUCAUCGAGAAGACGCUGGUGGCGUGCGGCGACAUUGACUUGAAGGUGUGGAAGGACGAGUCGCCCGAGAUGGACUCGUUGGUACAAGCAUCGUCCUUGAGUCGUGCUGGUAGCAAAUUCGGCGAUUCCUUCGAGCCGUAUUUCGACGUCGUAUCCUCGUGGCAGAAGAAAUCAAAGCAGAUUGGCCGCCACAUUACCGGCAAGACGGCCCUCAUCCCGAGUGCCGAGGAUCAAAGAGCAGACGGGGAGCGGGUGGUGGCCCAAGCCCGUUCAACCGAAGCCUGCACGCCGCCGGAAGACGACAGAGGACCAGGCUCGACCGUCAGGAUGCCGGUGGCACUAGCCAGAGACGGGUUCAGCUUGACGGUGUCGGACAGGUACGCUUGCACGAUGCCAAUCCAGGACACUUACUCGCCACUCGAUCAUUGGCAGUGGAUGGCGUCGCUUUGGCGUGGCACUGUCUGUCCGGAUCUCGUGGUCCACGUCAUGCCGGCUGAAGACGAGGAGACAGGUAGCCGCAGGGUUGUCGAACUCUCGCGGCGCCUGGGCUCGAUCCUCGUCAAAUUGCCCUCGGGCAAGGAAAUCGAUGAGGGCACAGAGAGGAGGAUUGCCUUUGAGGUGAUGGAGUGGAUGAGAGAGGGAUCGUUCCGCGAGGCGCUGCCUCAAGGAUGGAGGUCAGAUGCUCUAUGA
Purpureocillium lilacinum is the source of this 2088-nucleotide messenger RNA. RefSeq lists its product as uncharacterized. Gene Ontology annotation, molecular function: DNA-binding transcription factor activity, RNA polymerase II-specific; RNA polymerase II cis-regulatory region sequence-specific DNA binding. Lineage: Eukaryota; Fungi; Ascomycota; Sordariomycetes; Hypocreales; Ophiocordycipitaceae. Gene Ontology annotation, biological process: negative regulation of transcription by RNA polymerase II; anatomical structure morphogenesis; cell differentiation. The record is from RefSeq and is a predicted model, not a curated record.